Molecule: messenger RNA, 1461 nt
Organism: Zasmidium cellare ATCC 36951
Lineage: Eukaryota; Fungi; Ascomycota; Dothideomycetes; Mycosphaerellales; Mycosphaerellaceae
Exons: 3
Coding region: 1-1461 (486 amino acids)
Biological process (GO): xenobiotic detoxification by transmembrane export across the plasma membrane
Molecular function (GO): fluconazole transmembrane transporter activity
Source: RefSeq, a predicted model, not a curated record
AUGCCUGAUCUCUUUCAAGAUACGCUUUUUGGCAUCAUCUGUCGCAACAUCUCACGAGGACGGCUUUUCGCUUAUCAAGACGACCGGGACGAAGAUUUGAGGCGGAGAUACCUCCAAGCAUCGAAGGAGAAUGAGAAGGAAUUGGAAGAUAGCAAGCCCCGAGACUUCAUCCUCAUCGAAUAUCUCGACGACGAUCCAGAGAAUCCGCGGAAUUGGUCAAUAUCCAAAAAAUGUUUCGUGGCAUUCCAGAUAUGUCUCCUAACUUUCUCCAUCUACGCGGGAUCUGCGAUCUACUCCUCGGGGUUGGCAGGCGUGUCGGAGCACUUUCACGUUAGUCAGACCGUCGCAAUUCUUGGCCUGACGCUCUAUGUACUUGGUUAUGGCUGCGGACCGAUGGUGUGGGCGCCGCUGUCGGAAAUUCCCAUGAUUGGAAGAAUACUGGCAACCGGCGGCGCUUCUCUUGCAGACAUGUUCCAAGCAUCCAAACGCGCGUACGCAAUGGCGGCUUACGGCCUGGCCAACGUCUGCGGACCUACCAUAGGGCCAGUUAUUGGGAAUUGGGCUGCUGAAUUCAAAGGAUGGAGAUGGCCCAUCUGGGAAUUAAUGUGGAUGUCGGGCUUUGCGCUGGUCUUCCUCAGUUUCUUCCUGCCAGAGACGUCCGCGGACAACAUCAUCUACAGACGGACGGCACGGCUACGAAAACACCAACCCGAAGGUGGAGCGAUCUUGAAGUGUGAACCUGAGAUCAUCGGCGAGCAGAUGCAGGUGAAAGAUAUGGUCAACAUGACGCUGGUCAGGCCAUUUACUCUGAUGCUUUAUGAGCCGAUCGUUCUCUCGCUCAACCUCUACAUCGCUCUGAUCUACGCCGUUCUCUACUGCUGGCUCGAGUCUCUUCCCAUCGCCUUUAUGGAAUUGCGUGGAUUCAGUCAAGGCAUAACCGGUCUUUGCUACCUCGGCUUGACCAUUGGGGGUCUACUGGUCAUGCCGCCAUUCGUGUACUACAAUUACUACUACGUCGAGCCGCGAUUUAACAAGAAUGGCGAUCUAAAGCCGGAGAUACGCUUGGAGACGGCUCUUGUAGGGUGCUUCUGCCUGCCGAUAUGCUUGUUCUUCUUUGGGUGGACAGCGCAAUAUCCGAGUGUGCUGUGGAUAGCACCGGUCAUUGCGACUGGGAUCUUUACGAUCGGGGCCUUUCUCUCGUUCUCGGCCGUCCUGAACUAUCUCGGAGACGCGUAUCCUACCAACUUCGCUUCGAUUUCAGCGGGUAACGACUUUAUGCGGUCCUGCUUUGGUGCAGCCUUCCCGCUGUUCGCCACGCAGAUGUUUCAUAAAUUGGGCGUCAACUGGGGCAACAGUCUGCUCGGGUUUCUGGCUAUCUUGUUCAUUCCGAUCAUCUUUUACAUUUGGUGGAACGGGGAGAAGAUCAGAAUGGGAAGUAAGAACGCGAGGCAUGACAUUUGA